Labeo rohita (rohu) is the source of this 2844-nucleotide messenger RNA. It is a transcript of the gene ccdc149b, whose product is annotated as coiled-coil domain containing 149b. The transcript has 13 exons. Bases 127 to 1860 code for a protein of 577 amino acids. The record is from RefSeq and is a predicted model, not a curated record. Lineage: Eukaryota; Metazoa; Chordata; Actinopteri; Cypriniformes; Cyprinidae.
UGAUGUACGUGAUGUUGAUGAAACCUGAAACAUGUAAUCGUGUCAUCCUCUCGUCGCAAUAGAUGCUUACGACGUGACAGUUUUUGUAAUUGAUAGUUUUUUUAGAAGAACAUUCUCGGACCGAAAAUGAAUCCUUCCAGAAGAAGCGAAAGUGAUUGGCAGGGUCUGGUGAAUGAGUUCCUGGUAUGCAAGAGAAAGCUGGAGAGCAAGAAGGAGGCACUGCUGAUCUUAUCGAAAGAACUGGACACCUGCCAGCAGGAAAGGGAUCAGUUUAAACUUAUGGCAAACCAGCUCCGUGAACGCCACCAAGGGCUCAAGAAAAAGUACAGAGAGCUUAUAGAUGGUGACCCUUCUCUGCCUCCUGAAAAAAGAAACCAAGUAAAUCUGGCCCAGCUACUGAGAGACUCACGGGAACAUAACAAACAGCUGAGUGAGGAGAUGAAAGAACUGAAACAGCGUUUAGCAGAGGUGCAGGGUGAUAACAAGCUGCUGAGGAUGACCAUCGCGAAGCAGCGUCUAGGAGACGAAGAGGUGGGAACUCGUCACUUUCCAGCCCAUGAGAGAGAAGAUCUUGUUCAGCAGUUGGAAAGAGCUCGAGAACAGAAUGAAGCGCUGGAACAAAGCUUAAAGGCAGCCACGGAUGAAUUACAGGAUGUGAGAGCAGAGCGUAAUGUCUAUCAGGAAAAAGCUCACAGACUAAACCUGGAAAUUAACCACAUCUUGGGUAGCCACGAGAACCGCAUCCUGGAUAUAGAUGCUCUGUGUAUGGAGAACAGAUAUCUGCAUGAGCGGCUGAUGCAGCUUCAAGAAGAGGUCAGCCUCCUCAAAUCAAACGUCAUGAAGUACAAGAGUGCUUUGGAAAGCAAGAAGAACUGUAAAGUCUAUGGCAAGUCCAACAGCAGUGCUUUGACAGGCGUCCUCUCUGCUAAACAAGUACAAGAGCUGCUGCUGUCAGAGGAGAAUGGCUGCAGUCUCCCGGUCACUUCACAGUCCAUUAGUGACCUGAAGUCCCUGGCCACUGCUCUGCUGGAGACCAUUCAUGAGAAGAACAUGGUCAUUCAGCAUCAACGGCAAACCAACAAGAUCCUGGGUAACCGGGUUGCAGAACUGGAAAGAAAGUUGAAAACAUUAGAGGUGUCUGGGUUGUGGAGUCUGCCAGGCAUCACCUACAAUGUGUCUCUCGGACUAGGGAGAAGGAAAGCUGUUAUUGUCCUGAGUGACUCUCAGCAUGUCCAGUCCACCACAGAACAGUCAGUCCAUCUGACACCAGACUCAUUGGCAGGAGAUGAAGAGAUUGUUACCGGAGAGGAGGUGACAGAAGACACUGGACUCAGUACAGAUUUCAGCCAAGAUGACUGUCAAGCCAUGGCAGUCGAGUUGAACCAAAAGGGCGAUUAUUUCAACCGCACAUAUUCAGUCUCACAAACUCCACAAUUCAGUAAUCCAGCAGAAAGUAUCCAGCCUGUGGAGAGCACACAGUGGAAAACCCUUGCUUGUUGUGACUCUGAGAAGCCUGUGUGUCCUUCCGAGAGGGGAUCAGAACAUCAUAUUGAAGAUCUCACAGGCCGCGGAUGUCAGUCUUCUGAACCUCUGAACACAGAAAUAUCUUUAAAAGGUUCAGAAGAAAAGGCAGUGGAGAAUAAUGUUCCUGUUGUUCAUUCUGAGGAGGACUUUGAUAGUCAAGGUGCAUUAGAGGACAGUCUGCCUGCGGCAUCAGAGACCUUUGACAGUUUUGACUGUAUCUCUGGAUCUGAGACUUAUACACCGGAACAGCAAACAGAACUACCGGUCAACGAAGAAACAGAGAAUGUUUCCCUAAACACAAGUUCUCCUGCUCAAACCUCAUCAGACCAGGAAUGAACGUCACCCCUCAUGAUAUAAGAACUGUGAGAGAAAUGCAUAAAAACAACCUCUGUUCAUUUAAAGCCCCAUCACUUAGAAGAGGUGUUCUGAUUUAAAACUCCAUCAGACAAAAGAAUAAAAACAAGAACCUUUGAAUGUCUAAAUGAAACCUGUUCAUUGUUCCAAUUAAGCUAAAAGCAAACUUCAAAAGUUCACCAUAAGGCAAGCUGGUAACACCAACAAGUGAAUAUUACAAAUGUUAUAAAGGUUCCUGACAACAGUCAAUGUCUUUCAGGAGGUUUUGAAAUUAUUUGAGAUAAUCAAGAAUCUCAGAUGAAAUCAUAGAUGUGAUGACACUAUACCAGCAAGUUUAUUUUCUUGUUAUGAACAUUGUUUUGAAAUGAUUUCAAAGACACAUCUUUAUGUAUUUUGACUAUUUUAAACACCUUAGUAAUUGCAUCUGGUGUAUUUUGUGGGCAAAACAUAACAGCAUUAGUUUAAUUUUUAUGUAUUUUUCAGUUUCCAUUGAGUAAAACACAACAUGCAAUUCCUGUUUCACAUUCAAAAGCUAAAGUUUUUUUUUUUUCUUAUAACACGAUGCCACAGUUUUAGUCAUUAUGAUUUGUAUAUUUAUUUCCUGUCAUAUUUGUCUUAUUUAUUAUAAUUUGUGAUCUUGAUGAUUGUAAUCGUGUUUGAUCUGUAAAGGUUGGUGUAAAAUCAUUCUCUGUAGAUCACCUCAAUAUUACACUGUAAUAUAGUGUAAAAUUAAAAUGGGAACAAUCAUCAGCUUGAAAGCUUAAAUUAUAUUUAAUUAUGCACAAAAGCACUGCAUCGCAAUACACCAGCCACUUACUUCAACAUUCUGCUGCUAUAUUACUGAAUUAUUAUUGCAUCGGUUUUUGACUGUUGGGUGGACCAAAAAAAAUAUUUGUAAUGAUGCAAGGAUGAUCUUGUUGUAUCUGGCUACUCCAUGUCCUCAAGUCAUUGAAAUAAAAUCUAACA